AUGGAGCCCCAUACUCAGGAAUCGUCGCAACCUGCAGUGAGUGACAUUGAGCAGCUCAUCCAAGUUCUGCAGACGGAAUCUGCUGUCAAGGGACGGGAAUGGCUGCAGUCACAGCUCGAGGGAAAGAGCACCAGCGAACUUCGUCAGCUUUGUACAUCGUUGGGUCUUUCCCGUCGACGUGCGAAUUCUACAAGCAUGUUGACGAAGGAACCAUCGCAGCCUGCAGUGAGUGACAUUGAGCAGCUCCUCCAAGUUCUGCAGGCCGAAGCUGCUGUCAAGGGACAGGAGUGGUUGCAGUCACAGCUGCAGGGAAAGGACAUUAACGAACUUCGGAAGCUCAGUACGCACUUUGGUCUGUCUCAUCGAGUAACCGCUGAGCAACUGAAACUGGAGGCGGUACAGCAAGGCCCCAAUGCACGGGCGUGGCUUCGUCGCAAAUUGAACACUUUCUCGGCCAAGGUAGCCAAGGAUUCAGUGGACGGCCGAAGCCCGCUGGCGGCGCUGGGUGCUGAAGUCGGUGUGGAAGACUGUCUGUCUAAGAAGGCGCUGAUCGAGCGCAUGAUCGCCGUCUUGCUGCCAGAAGAAUCAUUGGACAGCAGCGCCGCGGUGCAGCGGCAUGCUUGGCGAUUGCUUCGGUCCUGUCUUGGAAGACAAGCAGCAGGCGAGCAAAUCGAUGCCGAUUUCUUGAGCACAGAGGUAGUCGACGCAGAUCUUCGGCUGAAACUUCUUGCAUGGUGUUUGUGCAUUCCGAUGGACACUCUGGUGGGACGUCACUAUAGCUCUCAGCAGACAUUGCUGGAAUUGAUUCGUAGUCUUGGUUGCAUUAUGACACACUUCAAUUCCGUUUCGGACGUUUGGGCCACACUGGAUGUUGACUUGCAAAAACUUGAUGCUGAUGCUGCAUUGCAGCGCUUUCCCAACCUUGAACGACAAGAGGAGGACCAACUUGCAUUUGUAUUGCCACUAUGGGCAUUCUCCAUCAAGCCUGAAGCUUCCUUGCGGGAGCCCACAGCGCUUGACACCAGCUAUAGGUUCUACAACUUCAAAAAGUCGGUGCGUGGAUCCAUCCGGCGAUCUCCAUCCGCCAUCAGCUGGGUGUUCAGCUUCAUGAACAUCAAAGCUGACCCAGCUACAGUGAUUCGCCAGUGGAUUCCAGGAUGCCCAUAUUCAGAUGAUAGCCUGGCCAGCAAGAAGAUCCUACCAGGAUAUUGCUACAAAAGCCGCAGCUUUGCAAGAAACUCCCCGUGGAUUGCUAGGAGUACGGUGACUGAAGACUCAUGCCAGUUGAUGUUCAAUAUGAUUUGGCGGCAGCAUACAGCAGGCUUGAAAAGUCUCAAGCGACAUGAGCUGGAGGAGAAAGCUCAAUGCUGUGCUCUGGCAUGCAUUGCUUCCAUCCUUGAUGAGCUCAACGACAAAGUGGGAUCUGUGGAGCUGAUGUCGACGCUUGAAGUUCAAACGCAGCAGCUGGAGAGCAAGCAGUUUGAGGUGCUGAUGGAGGAGCUUGAGCAUGAUGUCAAGAGUUGGCAGGUCCACCUCAGGAAGAUUUCGGAGUUUGACCUGAGGGUAGUAAGCCAGAAGGAUUCCUGGAACUUGCAGCGCCAUGCAGCAGCAAAGUCAGCAGCUGCAAGCAUCAUUGCGCAGAAGGAUAUGGUUCAACCUGAAGACUUGGGAAGUCAUGGUGGUGCUGCUGCUCCACUGCCCAUGACAGACGCUGGCCACAUCAAGGGAGCUCUCAAAUACAGUCAGAUCGGCAAAGAGGUUGAUGGGGAAGUGGCUGGCAUCCAAGUUCCGGACAGUGUUGUGAAGCAGUGGUACAGCCAUGGUAGUCAUGGCAAUGAGUUUCGUGCUUGGCAUGACUCCUUUGUGGAAACGUGGCCCAAGCCGACAAAGACUGCAGCAAAAAGGACUGCUGCCUCAGGUGCUGGAGGCCCAUUGAAGAAGACAAGGAAUGCUGAGACUGAAGCCACACCUGAUAUGACCAGCCUUGCAGACAUGAUCCGGGAACAUGUGCCUACUGAGACGGAGAUUGCUAAGUGCAGCCUGCUGAACCUUCAGAAGGUUGACCUCAUUGUGCAAGCAGGUUCAAUGUUUGUCCAGAGUGUGGGUGAAGAGAAGGUGGUCAUUCCAAAAGGGGCAGUACUUGCGGGAUUCGGCAAAGGAACUUUCAAGAAUGUCCCAAUGGGCCAGUCGCUUGAGGAGCAUGACGUGGAGUUUCUGUGCAACAGUCCGGACAGCCUGGCAAUCAUGGAUGGGACUGUGCAGUUGCUUUCGCAUUUCCUGGAUCAGAAACGCCAGGCAGCUCCUGACAAGCAAGCCCUGUGCUACUAUGAGACCUCGUAUGACAUUGCGGAGACCAAAUGGACUUUGAAGCAGGUGUGUGGUUGA
Molecule: messenger RNA, 2385 nt
Organism: Durusdinium trenchii
Lineage: Eukaryota; Dinophyceae; Suessiales; Symbiodiniaceae
Source: the annotation of a GenBank genome assembly